AUGCAAAAUCGCCAGCCACACAAUUCCCCUGUUGUUGAUUACCAAAACCACCGCCAAGGCAAACCCCUGCCCACCCUCUUGACGCAACACACCUCUACACUCCGCGGAAUCCUGCCAACACUGCCAGGCGCAGUGACUGUAACCGCCUUCCCCGUUUCCAAAGCCCGUAUGCACUACAAAGAGGACAGACGCCCGACAAUCCCAGAGCUCCUGAAGGACAAGCUCUUGCUUGACUUGCUGGCGCCGGCAGAGGCGCGUUUGCAUGCCAACCCGGGUGGCGUAAGUAAGCCCCCUGCUACCACUCUACACAGCCCGUUACACAUGCUCGGUAUGCAUGGCUCAGCCUAUGCUAACUUGGCCAUGCCGGACGCCGAUGUCCUGACUGCUCUCGGAGCUUGGUUCAAUGACCUUGUGACUGGAAAAGUUGAUAGGACCAGGAGAGAUCAUCCCUUCGAGAUCCAACCAAAGAACAUCAAAAAGGUGGUCCAAGCAGCAUACUCAGUCAAAGGAGAUGUGAUCCAAACGGGGCUGCUGAGCAUCCUGCUGGCGCGGAAGAGUCCGUCGGAGCGAGCGGUGUGGCGGGCGACAAGCCAGGGGUGGAAGGAGAAGUACUCGUUUGUGUAA
Molecule: messenger RNA, 624 nt
Organism: Puccinia triticina
Lineage: Eukaryota; Fungi; Basidiomycota; Pucciniomycetes; Pucciniales; Pucciniaceae
Exons: 3
Coding region: 1-624 (207 amino acids)
Biological process (GO): L-valine biosynthetic process
Cellular component (GO): acetolactate synthase complex; mitochondrion
Molecular function (GO): acetolactate synthase activity; magnesium ion binding; flavin adenine dinucleotide binding
Source: RefSeq, a predicted model, not a curated record